AUCCUUCCCUUGUGGAGUCUUUCCUGUGAGCCUUGAUCUUUGGGUACAGGUGAAUCUGGAUGGGGCUGGGCCUGCUGACUGGCCUCAUCACAGACCUUAAUUCUGUCACCACAGGAAAAUGGAGGCCACUGCCCCAGUGUGACCUGUAUCUACAGUACAAUAUAAUACAGACCACCAUCCCACUCUCUGACACCUCCCAGUAUGGAUGGUUUGAUUGAGCAGAACAAUGUGCUCACGCACAAUAAGAUUGCUGAGGCUGGGAAAAGGAAUGGUUUAAUUAAUACAAGGAACUUAGUAGCAGAGAGCCGAGAUGGUCUGGUGUCGGUGUACCCAACCCCACAGUAUCAGAGCCACCGGGCAGGGAGUUCCCCGAGCUGCCUGGAGAAUGGCAGGAAUGACCCCGUGCAGCAGCUCCUGGAUCCCAACAUGCUGCAGCAGACCGUGGAGUCCCAUUACCGUCCCAACAUCAUCCUCUACUCGGAGAAUGUGCUGCGCUCGUGGGGUGAGAGCAUCAACUCAGAGUGCUGUGAAACCACAUUCAUUGAGGACCGCUCCCCUACCAAGGACAGCCUGGAGUACCCAGACAGCAAAUUCAUCGAUCUCUCUGCAGAUGACAUCAAGAUUCACACCCUGUCCUAUGAUGUGGAGGAGGAGGAGGAUUUCCAGGAGUUAGAGAGUGACUACUCGAGUGACACUGAAAGUGAAGACAAUUUCCUAAUGAUGCCACCAAGAGAUCAUCUCGGCCUCACUGUGUUCUCCAUGCUCUGCUGCUUCUGGCCAUUGGGAAUUGCUGCCUUUUACCUGUCUCAUGAGACAAACAAAGCUGUAGCCAAGGGAGACUUCCACCACGCAAGCUCCAGCUCCCGGCGAGCACUCUUCCUUGCUGUGCUGUCCAUCACAAUUGGAACUGGCAUCUAUGUUGGGGUGGCUGUGGCUCUUAUUGCCUAUCUAUCCAAAAACAAUCACUUAUGAGCCUCAGGAAAGAGGGACAACCAGCCGCCCAGCACCUGCACUGCAGAACUCCACCGCAGAUCAGACUGCAUGGUUUUCCAAAAAGAUCCAGAGACAUAGAAACACCUUCUGGGGGGCAGGUACAGGCUAAGAUGGGCUUGUGCAUUGCAGUAGGGUGGGAAGCUGGCUGAGAUUGAGAUAGUUGCUGUAUUUGUGAUGCACAAGUCCCGCUUCUCUACAUGAAACCUUGUGAAAGGAAUAAAGGAAGAAAAAAGAAAAGAAAAGAAAAGAAAAGAAAAGAAAAGAAAAGAAAAGAAAAGAAAAGAAAAGAAAAGAAAAGAAAAGAAAAGAAAAGAAAAGAAAAGAAAAGAAAAGAAAAGAAAAGAAAAGAAAAGAAAAGAAAAGAAAAGAAAAGAAAAGGAAAGAAAAGAAAAGAAAAGAAAAGAAAAGAAAAGAAAAGAAAAGAAGCGGAACUAGGGGAAGUGUGGAGAAGGGUAUUUUGCCUUUGCCUUCUUAGCAAUAUGGUGUUUACAAGAAGCUGGCAAACUGAGCUGUUCUCUUAAUACCUUCUUGGUGACAUGAACUUUGCAGCCAGCAUGAGCUUGUGCUUUGCUUGCUUGUUGAGCACGGCACUGAGAUCUGAGAAAGCAUGGACAGUGGCUGGUUCUCUGAAAGAGCAAUAUAGCAACAGGAGGAAGAAUACUUUUGUUGUUUUUUUUUUUUUUUGAAUGCAGGACUCAUUUGCCUAAGAGUGAAGCAGAGACCUAGCAGAGAACAGUGUUGCCUACUCUUCUUGUGUUGGUAGGUGUCUAUGGAAGGAAAAAAGGAUAAAAAGGAAAUAAAAAAAUAUUUUUUCUUUCCUUUCUUUGUUUCUGGAUUAAGACGUGACCCACAGACCCACCCAAUACAGAAAAGCUGAGGUUACAGCAUGACUUGACUCCGCAGACUGAGCGUGAGGUCAAAGUAGCAUGGAAUCCAUUGUAUAAUGAAUUCCUCCAUCCAGUCACACCGUGAUAACAGAACAUGCCCAUGGCAUAUUGCUUAUCAGGAUUGCUCCACCCUGUUGUGGUGACAUGCAUAGCAGCAAAUGCAAGAAAUGUGGGGGGAAAAAUGCAAACUGGAAUACUAACCAAUUUUAAAUUACAAAACAUGGAAAAGCAUGGGAAUUAACCAGAGGAAGGAAUGCUUCAUAUAUUUCUGAGGUAUUGCUCAUACACAGAGCAUAGAAGUGGAUCACUUUGAUUACAAGCUCAUGGCUCAUCCAUGGACCAAGGACACAGAAUAACCAUGGAUGUCUUGAUAAGGAAAGUAAUGGUAUGUUGCAAGGAAACUGAGCAUUGUCCUUACACUGACUAAAACAAUGCAUCUCUUUUCUUCUUUACUCCUUCCCCACAGUCACCCUUUUAUUUUGUUGUCUUACAGAUGUAUAUCAUCCCACAAAAGAUUUAUGUGUAUAGAUAUAUAUGUAUCUGUGUAUGUAUACAUGUGUAUCUAUACAAAUUGAUAAAUUGAUUGAGACAAUAAGCAUUUUAUUGCUCACUGCCUUAUGUUUGUACCAACACAAUUGAUUUGUCCAAAAACCUUUGUGUCCAUCUGUAUUUAGUGUCUGUUUUGCUCCAGGACAAUUAUUUUCCUUCUGUUUGGGGGUUGGCAUUGUUUUGGGUUGGACUUGACUUUUUUUUUUAGGAGGGAGGAGAACAAACACAUCCAAAACUAUUUUUCUGCUGGUUAUAAAGUUUAUUAAAACACAUGGUAUACAGCUUCUGACGCUCCGUGUGACACUUUCUUUGGAUGGAUGUGAUGUGUUAGACUGAGUGAAACUUGCCACAGUGCAGAGUUCACCUGUCUGAAAAAAUAU
Tympanuchus pallidicinctus (lesser prairie-chicken) is the source of this 2809-nucleotide messenger RNA. It is a transcript of the gene SYNDIG1, whose product is annotated as synapse differentiation inducing 1. The record is from RefSeq and is a predicted model, not a curated record. Bases 202 to 972 code for a protein of 256 amino acids. Gene Ontology annotation, biological process: positive regulation of synapse assembly; synaptic vesicle clustering. Gene Ontology annotation, cellular component: excitatory synapse; synaptic vesicle membrane; intracellular membrane-bounded organelle. The transcript has 5 exons. NCBI's taxonomy places the organism in Eukaryota, Metazoa, Chordata, Aves, Galliformes, Phasianidae.